Messenger RNA from Uranotaenia lowii, 1565 nucleotides. RefSeq names its product probable methyltransferase-like protein 15 homolog. Gene Ontology annotation, biological process: rRNA base methylation. The transcript is spliced from 2 exons. Gene Ontology annotation, molecular function: rRNA (cytosine-N4-)-methyltransferase activity. Lineage: Eukaryota; Metazoa; Arthropoda; Insecta; Diptera; Culicidae. The record is from RefSeq and is a predicted model, not a curated record. The coding region runs from base 432 to 1505 and encodes 357 amino acids.
AAUGGAACUCACAUGUUCGGAAUCACAAAGCAAAACAUGAUGUAAAUGUGCAUCCCAAACACGGCAGCAUUUAUCAAAAGUUAUUCGAAGCCAAAGUUAUAUAAUUUAUUCUUCCGGUCGGUGCGUAUAAUGUCCCAGCACUAUAACCGCUUUCUCAAGCUGCUGGAACGUUGGCCGGUGGAUCAGAGUAAAAUCGGUCGGGAUCUGGGACAGUAUCUGCGGGAUCAGCUGGCCGGAGUGCUGGGUAGUGCCAACAUUAUUGCCGUGAACGACGAACGUCUAUCGCGACAGCAUCGAGCGUUGGAGAAUCUGGUUAACGACGUGCACCUGAAGGCCCACCCGAGGACGCUUCAAUCGACUGCCACCGGGCUGUCCGGAGAGCAGUGCCGGGACGUGCUUUCGUCGGAGUUUAUGGAAUACUUGAACAAGCAAUGAUGAAGGUAUUAGCCGGCGGUGUUCAUAGAUUAGGAUUAGUUUUAAGCAGAAACUUUGCAACGGAUGUUGGCCAUGUUCCGGUUAUGGCCCGGGAGACGGUCACGUUUUUGAAACCUCAAAACGGAGAGCUGUUUGUUGAUAUGACUUUUGGUGCGGGAGGUCACACCAAAGAAAUUUUGAAAGCCGCUCCGGAAGCCAAAAUUAUUGCAUUGGAUCGAGAUCCAAUUGCUCAUAGGAUUGCAACUGAUUUGGCUUCCUGCUACCCGGAACAAAUCAUACCGGUACUUGGGAGGUUUUCCGAGCUUCCCGCAAAAUUGCGAGAAUUAAAGAUUCAACAAAAUUCCAUUGACGGAUUUAUAUUCGAUUUCGGUUGUUCCUCUAUGCAGUUCGAUAAAGGACUUCGUGGUUUUUCAAUCAGCAGAAACGGUCCCCUGGAUAUGCGAAUGGAUAAGGAUCGAUGCCAGGACAGUCCAACGGCCGCCGAAGUCCUUGCCAAAAUUGACGAAACCGAUUUGAGCCGGAUAUUGAAAAUUUACGGAGAAGAAAAACAUUACAGGAAAAUUGCCCGUGCCAUAAUCGAUGCUCGUCAUUCGAUGCGUAAAAUCGAAACCACACACCAGCUAGCCGACAUAGUUCAGUCCUGCUUCGGAACGGGAAUUCACCGAUUGGACAAACUUCUAAGACCCAGCCAUCCGGCCACGAAAACCUUCCAGGCGCUGCGAAUCUUUGUCAACAAUGAACUGAACGAAAUCAACUACGGGAUGCUGCUGGCCCAGCGAUAUCUGAAGUUGGGUGGCAAACUGGUGGCCAUAACGUUCCACUCGCUCGAGGACACCAUCGUGAAGCGGCACGUCAUGGGUAACGUGUUGAACGACAUGGCCAACCGGUUGCCGCUGCGCUACUCCAGCCACACCGUUUGUCACGACCGGCAGGCGAUGGACAGUCUAACGAAACCGUGCUCCGGAUGGCAGCAGCUGACCAAACAUGUGGUGCUUCCGGGUGACGAGGAGGUGGAACGAAAUCCCCGGAGUCGGUCGGCCAAACUGAGAGCGGCGGUAAGGGUGAGUUAAGUUUUAUGUUCCUGGUCAGGUGUGCUAAGAAAUUGUCAUUAAAUUCGUAUUGGAACGUUG